Chelonia mydas (Green sea turtle) is the source of this 2142-nucleotide messenger RNA. It is a transcript of the gene VSIG10, whose product is annotated as V-set and immunoglobulin domain containing 10. The record is from RefSeq and is a predicted model, not a curated record. Gene Ontology annotation, molecular function: cell adhesion molecule binding. The transcript has 9 exons. Lineage: Eukaryota; Metazoa; Chordata; Testudines; Cheloniidae. Gene Ontology annotation, biological process: cell-cell adhesion. Gene Ontology annotation, cellular component: cell-cell junction. The coding region runs from base 120 to 1790 and encodes 556 amino acids.
GGCUGGGUCCGGGUCCCGGCCCCCAGCGGGGCAGUGCCGGGGCUGGCUGGCGGCUUGGCCGGCUCGGGCACUGGCUGCGCGGCGUCUCUGUGUCCGCCCGCCCGCUCCGCCGUGCACCGAUGCGGCUCCCCGGCUGGAGCCCGGCCGCCCUCCUCCUCGCCGCCUGCCUCUGGCGGCUGCCGCCGGGCCGGGGCGCUGCAGGAACAGAAGAGGUGAUCAUCGGGGAGGCCGGAGAGAGCGUCGUCCUCUUGUGCCGAAAUGUGUCUGAGCGAGCGGACGAGGUGGACUGGUUUCACGGUGACCCUGGCACCGUGCCCCCACUCUUCUCCUCCAACGCCAAGCUGCCCCAAGAUGCCCGCUUGUCCCUGGUGGACAAUAGCUCUCUGCACAUCUUAGCGUUGCGCCCGCAGGAUGAGGGCAAUUACACCUGCAAGGACGUGCUGAAUGAGAUAGUCCGAGAGCACAGAGUCCAGCUCCUGGUAGCCAGUGGCCCCAGCAACGUGUCUGUCAGCAUCUCCCCUGCCGCAGCACUGCCCAAUGGCACGGUGUACGUAGACAAACGCGACACUGUGAUGUUCAGCUGCACUAGCAGCUCCCAUCCGGAGCCCACCAUGACGUGGACUUUCCAGCUGCCCAGUUCGGCCCCAGAAACGUUUACUGAAGUCAAUGGCUCCUCCACCGUCUACACCCUGCAAAAUCUAUCCUCACGCUUCCAGGGGAACUACUCGUGCACAGCAAGGAACCCUCUCAGUGGCAGAAGUCGGACAUCAACCAAGGAGCUCCUGGUCUACUAUCCCCCGCUGUCGGUCCCAAGGUGUUGGGCUCAAACUGCCCAAGUGGGGUUGAUGCUGCAGUUGUUUUGUAACUGGCCCGGGGGAUACCCGCACCCCGUCCUCCAGUGGACAGAAGAGGGGCGAGACCUGGAGAAUUCGAGCUGGGUCGUUAAUGCAACAGGCACCGGGGACACCCACGUGGAAACUCUGAGCAGCUCUCGCCUCUUCCACGGGAAGGUGUUCAAGUGUGUCGGGAGCCACAUCCUAAAGCAGGAGGAAGAGCAGCCAACCUGCACUGUGCAGAUAAAAGCCCCUUUGCUGGCGACGGAGCCACUGAAGACCUGCUUUGUGGGUGGCACCGUGUCCCUCACGUGCCAAGUGAUGGAGAGCAAUCCCUCUGCGAGAAUCAGCUGGCUUCGGAAUGUGUCCCAGCCUGAGGUGGAGAUCCAGUCUGGUGGGAGGUACCUGGUCACCCAAGAGGGCAGCGUCUCCAAUCUCACCAUUCAGAACUGCUCCCACAACGCUGACGAAGGCUACUAUGUCUGCAAAGCCGAGAACCCCGUGGGGCUGAAGGAAGCCUACGUUUCCCUCACUGUGAAGAAGCCGGUGAAUAUAGUCGGGGUGGUGGGAACAGUCGUGGUCCUGCUGCUGCUGGGAAUUCUGGUCAUCGCUGGAAUCAUUUUGUACUACAACCCCCUCCUGUGCCUGAAAGGCAGCAUAUUCAGGAAUCAAGACUCAAAUGAUGUCUUCGUGCUGGUGGAUUCAGAUGGAGAAGAAGAGGAGGAGGAGGGGCAGGAAGAAGAAGCGACUGGCAAGUCCAAUGUGCUUCGAGUGACGGCCCUGGUGAAUGGGAACAGCACCCAGGCUGGUUAUGGCCACCAUUUUACUGAGAGUGACAUCAGUGAGCUGCACAGUGAGCUCUCAACAGAGGAAGUGGAGAGUGAAGAGAGGCCAGCUACGCAGAGGCAAAUUCUCCCUUUUCUUGAUGAAAUGGGUGGAACUGUGGGUGGAAGUUAAACUUCAAAUGCAUCAUUGAUAUGUGGCUGCAUCUAGGCUGUUAAAAUUCCUGCAGUGGGAUUGGCCUGAUCUGGUUGUUAGUUUCUUUCUUCCCUCGCCCCAGCCCUGUUUUUCAUUCUUUCGUUUUGUUUAUUCUUUCAUCUCAUACAGUUCUUUUUUUCUCUUUCUUUCUGGCUAUUUCUUCCCUUCUCUCAAGUUUUCUUGUUAAUAAGAGGAAGUGCAGAGGCAGACAGAGUUCAGGAGGAACGUGUCUCUGCUUCAAAAGAUCUUGUCCCGUGGGUAUCCUCUUCAUCUCUAAGCCUGCCGCUGACCGUGUCCGGGACACGUGUGGAGUUAACAGGAGGGCAGUUCU